Molecule: messenger RNA, 489 nt
Organism: Gadus chalcogrammus (walleye pollock)
Lineage: Eukaryota; Metazoa; Chordata; Actinopteri; Gadiformes; Gadidae
Product: tumor necrosis factor receptor superfamily member 25
Exons: 1
Biological process (GO): signal transduction
Cellular component (GO): plasma membrane
Molecular function (GO): protein binding
Source: RefSeq, a predicted model, not a curated record
UGGCCCCCGGGGGAGCGCUGGCCUCCGGGGGAGCGCUGGCCCCCGGCCGCCCUGUACGCCCUCAUCCAGGAGGUGCCGCUGCGGCGCUGGAAGGAGCUGCUCCGUCACCUGGGCGUGGCCGAGCAGCAGAUGGAGCGGGUGGAGGUGGAGGCGGGCGCCGCCUGCCUGGGCUCCAGGGAGAGGCAGUACCAGAUGCUGCGGCUGUGGACCCAGCGGCCCGCGUCCGCCCUGCCCGAGGUGUACGCCGCGCUGCAGCGCAUGGAGCUGGCCGGCUGCGCCCAGCUGCUCCGGGAGCGCCUGGGGGCCCUGGGGGGGGCGGGGGGGCAGAGUGAAGGGCCGGUCCAGGAGACCAUGGGGCUGGACGGGGGGGGCAGUGUGAAGGGCCCCUCCUGGAGACCUUGGGGCUGGACGGGGGGGGGCAGUGUGAAGGGCCAUGGGGCUGGAGGGGGGGGGGGGGGCAGAGUGAAGGGCCCCUCCUGGAGACCAUGA